This is a messenger RNA of Zea mays, 835 nucleotides long. RefSeq lists its product as uncharacterized. NCBI's taxonomy places the organism in Eukaryota, Viridiplantae, Streptophyta, Magnoliopsida, Poales, Poaceae. The transcript has a single exon. The coding region runs from base 85 to 570 and encodes 161 amino acids. The record is from RefSeq and is marked validated.
AAAAAGAAAAAGAAAAGCCAAAGGCAAAGGCAAAGGAAUCCCAAUCAGGCAAGCAAAAGGAAGAACCAGCUGCUGCGGCCGGAGAUGUCGUCGCAGCUGAUCGAGGAGCACCGGUCGGGCGCGGAGGUGCACGUCGGGCACGAGCUGUGCGAGCGCAAGUCGCGCGAGUUCAUGGUGGAGCUGGGCCUCCCCGACGGGCUCCUCCCGCUGCCCAGCCUGGACGAGGUGGGCUACAACCGGUCGACGGGGUUCGUGUGGCUGCGGCAGGCCGCCGGCCUGACCCACACCUUCGGCUCCAUCGGCAAGCAGGUGUGGUACGACAGGGAGGUGACGGCGUUCGUGGAGCCCGGGCGGAUGCACGGCCUCGCCGGGGUGAAGAGCAAGGAGCUCCUCAUCUGGGUCACCAUCUCCGAGAUCGUCCUCAGCCCCUCCGGCACCAAGAUCGUGUUCCGCACCCCCGCGGGGCUCGGCCGCGCCUUCCCUGUCACCGCCUUCCAGCUCGAGCCCGCGGCGGCGGAGGGGGACCACAAGGAGGAGGCCGAGGACGCCGCCGCCGCCGCCGCCAACUGAUCUGCUCUAGCUUCCGGCGGCGGCGGCCGUGCGUGGGCUGCUCGAUCCGGUAGUGGCAGUGGCUUUGUGAGACAGUCGAGUCGAUUGUGGUUUCCCCUCCUCCGCCAUGUGCGUGUAGUGGAUGAUGAUGCAGGAAUAAACGGUGUCCCUGGAUCCAGAACUCACGGUUCGAUCCAUCCAGUUUAUCUCAUGCUUGUGUAUCUCUAUGUAUGCAUUGCCUGUUUGUUCGCUGGAAUCUACUACUUGCAGCGGCCUCGUCUCUUCA